Molecule: messenger RNA, 7581 nt
Organism: Amoebophrya sp. A120
Lineage: Eukaryota; Dinophyceae; Syndiniales; Amoebophryaceae
Source: the annotation of a GenBank genome assembly
CAGGACCUGUGGGUGACGGAGCAGGAGUUGGUGAUGAUCCGCCUGGCCACCGUCGCGUACCUGCAGAAGCACGGGCGCGACUUCCUCGCCGUGCGCAAGUUGUGGAAACGCACCGCCACCUCGGAGCUGCAGGAGGGCGACGUGCGGUGGGACGAUAUUCUGCUGGUGCACGGGAGGUCGGUCGGCCUCCCCUAUUCCACCAUGCAGCUGGACGAACACAGCCUGGAGCCGACCAGCGGGACGGCGACCGGAGGUAGCAGCACCGUGGCCAAUAUCCUGAGUAAAAACGUACCCACACCAGAGUCAGGAUGGGGAUUUUGCAACACCAACCUAGGAGUUUUGUGAGUCACGCAUGACAAGUUUCAGUCCGUAAGGUAGUGCAAGUUAGCAAGGAAAGCCGCAUCACAAAUCGACCUUCUGAUCCUGUUUACAGCAUUACAAGUUCCCAAACACGAUGGAAAAUGCCUGUCAUGAGGUUGCGCAUCACAAAUGUUCCUGUCAUGGCAAAUCUGCAUGACAACUCUGGGGUGGGUACGUUUUUACUCAGGAUAGCCAAGGUGGUCAACGAGACGGGAAAGAUCGCGAAGACAAAGGAGCUAUGCAUUGCAAAUAUGUCUGGGUCUGGAAGGAUGCAAAGUUAGGUUUGUCAUGCUUGUUUGGCAUGACUAAAGAGUUUGUGAUGCGUGUCCAAAAAGAGACCCUUUUGCUUGUCAUGCAAAACGCACCUUGUCAUGCGGAAAGCGCAACACUAAGCCGCGCAAAUAUUUCUCAUGCUUGGCUGUGCAUUACAGAGAAUUCACUAUUCACGACCCAGCAUUACAGGUUUCCAGACCCAAACAUAUAUUGCAUUUGAUAGGAGCGCACCGAGAGUGCCCAGAUGACCGUCUCCAAAACCGGCGCGGUGGUCACCACCACCACGUCAGAACAACAAGCACAGGAAGAUAACGCAGUCGCAGUUCAUCUUGGAACCAGCACAAGCUCGCCGAAAGACCACACCGGGGACGCGACCCACCGCUCGGGCGACACCACGGUCAGCCCCGGCUCGCCGCAGUCCGCCCUGAACAAGCUUUCGAAGUCCAUCGCCCGCCCACGGGGCGAGGACAGGUCGCCGCUCAGCGACGAAGGUGGGGUAUUAAACAGUAUGAAGCGAACAGGAAGCACUUCCUCCAGUUCUUCGACGGCCGGCGGGGGCACCACAGGUGCUGGUGCGGUUGCGGCUCCUGCGUCGAAGCUGCACCCCGAAAAUUCAGCCGCCGACGACUGCAACGGGACGACGACAACAAGAACAGCAACGGAGCAACAGACCAGUACAACUACAGGAAUUGCAGUACUAAAAUCAGCAGCAGGAACAGCAGACAAGGAAGCUGGAGUACUAGGUGGCGCUUCUACAAGUAAGACCUCAAGCAGUUGUUGUACUACAGUGGAAGUUUUAGGAGCUGCAUCCGGGCGCGACGGGACGAACAACUACCCCAGUAGUUCGACGAGCAGUUGCAGCAGUUCUCCUCCUCGCGCAGUGAAGAUUCCCGUGGGGUUGUUUGUAGUGGAGAUGCGGGCACACGACCCCGAGCGGUGCAUCGUGCGGCAGCAAAGCGUGGGCUUCCAAAAACUGGACUGGCUGGCGAUGGCACGGGUGAACUUUGCGCCGGUGGUCAACGUCGUGCAGCAGCAGUCCCGAGGAGGCGCUGGUGGGGGUGGUUGUUCAUCUUCUAUGCAGCUGAACGUGAACCCCCUGGUGCAGGUGGCGCGGAUCUGCCUGCCCUCCCGGUUCCUGCCGUCGCUGCCGGAGCGCAAGAGCAAGCGAAAGUACCGCACGCAGGGCGGCAGCGGGGCCGGCGGCCGGCGCAAGGACCACCACGCUCUUGGCAGCGAUAACGGUGGUCUGUACACCGGGUACAGCAGCAGUAGCGCGCUGGCACUCGGCGCGGCGGCGAGUGCAGCUGGGAAUACUAGCGGUGGACCAUCAGGGGUGGCGGGCAGGAUCAAUUUGCAACAGUUCCCGAGCACGCCAAAUCUCCAGAACUACAACGGCAGCCACGUGUCGUCCUACAGCGGAUCUGGCACGCCCAACAACCCGCUGAACAUGAGCGGCACGACGGCGAGUAGUGGUCUCAACUUGCCAACAUCCGCCGCCGACUUGCAUCAUCAAAAUGCUGAUGAUACUACCAGCGCCGGUGGUCGUGGUAGCCCGCUGAGCAACCCCGCGGCCAUGGGGGACAUUUUAAGGGGCUACUGGAUGGAACAAGACUCCGAGAACGUGCUGACCGUCUGGGAGGUGCCGAAUGCAGCACUGAACAACGGCACCCACGUGUUGGGCGUGUACCGCGGUACCAGCAACUUGCUGCUCGGCCGGAUCUCCUUCGGCGGCGAAGAGGGCGUGUUUUUUGCCGAGUUCGGGACCGACAACGUGUGGCGCAUGACGCAAGAAGACGCCUGCUCCAUGCACGGCACCUGGCAGGCACACAGCAAAGGAAGUACUUACUUAUAGGUUUUUUUUUUUGAUAUCAAAGAUUUAUUUACGUAUGUGUCCGUUGUGCCGGGGGCUCAACAACUACCCCACUGUCGCCCGCGAAAAGUUUUCUUGCCACGCGUUGCAGCUGUAGAGAUGAAAACUACGUUUUUAAUCUUUGUUUUUUGCAUUUUUUCGUUGAAAAAAAAAUCAUCAACCGCUGCACGAGAACCAAUUUUCACACACAGCGGCGACGUGGCGGUGGCGGCGGCCCGCAGUGUACCCCCGUGUGGCGUGGCCGGAGUGGGGCGAGCGCGUGCUGAUCAACGCCUCGGGGAUUGUGGGCAACGCGGUGGCCAUCGGGAUCUGCAUUUUUGCGGUCGGGCAGCAGCAGCCGGUGGCGGCGCCGGCGACGUCCGCGACGCCACAGAAGACCAAGGGCAAAAACAAGGACAAGCAGCCGCCGGCGCCGGUGCUGCCGCCCCGCGUGCAGAAGAUCUGGGAGGGCGGUCUUCGGUGGACGCUGAGCACUAGGCGGUCCGCGUCGCCGAAGAAGAAGCGAACGGCAGCUGCCGCGGCCCUGCAGGAGCACGAUCUUCUGGCGUCUCCGGUAAAUAACAGGAAAACAAGACCUGCGCUGGUCGCGCCAUCCAGCAGUCUGCAGUACAUCACUACCGCGACGGCGACUGGUUCGUCGUCCAGAGCCCCCUCUAGCAGUAAUCUCCUCUUGCGGAAGAUUGCGGAUGAGCACGCGGCGAUGCAGGCCGCGCUGAAAGGCGGCCAGGUCGUUAUUACCACAAACCAGGCGCAGGACCAGAAGACGGUGGACAACACCCCGGUCGUCUCCUGUCCGAUGACCGGCUUACCGCUCGCCCCGGGUGGCGGGCUAUCAAAAUGAAAAAUCCCCCCUCCCCACAUCAAAACGAAGUUUGUGAUGCUGGAUUUGCGUACACAAAUCGGAUUUGUCUUGCUGGAUAGGACUGCAGGCCCAAACCGAGCCUCAGCCGAGAGGUUUUGGACUAGGCUCUUAGCAUGAGAAACGUCUGCUCUGUAGGCCCAACAGCAUCACAAACCGCCUGCAUAAUGCGGCGGAGCCUGGGGAGUUGCCUUCUUGCAAGACAGAGAUGAUUUGUGGCCGCAGUCAGCAAUGCAAAUUUUCUGCGACGUACCUUUUCGAUAUGGGGAGGGGGGAUUUUUCCUCACAAUACGGGCAACAGCAUCUUCACCCGCCCGACGAACAGCAGUUGGCGCGCCGGAGCAAGUAUCAAAAGUAAAAAUGUCUGGGUCUGGAAACUUGUGAUGCUGGGUGGCGUCUCAUGAUGAGGCUACAGAUGCUGGCUCAGCAUGACUACUUUCUGAGCUCCUAGGUGUUGCCAAUUCUGCAUGACAAACUGCGCUUCUGCAUCACAGAAAAGCGGAGCUCUUGGGUAACGUGCAUGACAGAUUCAAGAGUCAUGCCAGACAAGCAUGACAAACAUGAAUUGUUCCAGACCCAGACAUUUUUACAGUUGAUAGCAAGCAGGGCCGGCUUUUUGCCGCGGAGCAGCCGACCGCGUCGGGGUCCAUGGCGAGCCUGCUGGCGGCGAUCGCGGCCCUCCGGGUCUGCCGCGACCUCGGGCUGGAGAAGAAGUCCAUCAUCAUGUGCUAUGCAUUGCAAAUAUGUCUGGGUCUGGAAGAGUCGGGGCUUGUCAUGCACAUUUUGCAUGACCCGUGAGGUCUGUGAUGCUGGUGCUAGCAUCACAGAUUUUUUGAGAGCUUCUUGAUGCUCAGUACGCAUGAAAAGUGCCCUCUUCGCGUGCCAAGAGAAACUGACUCCUCUUGCUCCUCAUGCAACACAGAUAUUUUUCGAAUCCGCAGACAGCAUUACAAGUUGCAAACUUCCAGACCCAGACAUUUUUGCAAUCCAUAUGUGUGCGGACAGCGCCAUUGUGUGCAACGCGUUGUCGUCGAUGCGGGGUGGCCACUACGUAAAUUCCAUGUUUCACGACAUCACGGGUACGCCCAGUCCGAGCUCGCGCGCCACCGCGAACAACAACCUGGAGCUGCCGCUCGAGACCCCCACGGUCGCCGGCGGGCCAUCGGUACAGGGCCCGCCGCCAGCCUCCGCAGGUCCGGCGCAGCAUCAACAUGUGGUGCAGCAGCAGCAGCAACAGACGCUGAACAAUACGAGCGCGACGCCGACGAGCGCUUCGAUGGGGCACACUCCGAUGAUGGGCUACAACCCCGCGUUAUGGAUAUUGCAAAUGUGUCUGGGUCUGGACGAAACUUGUGAUGCUAAAGUAUGGAUAAGUUGUCUGGCGCCGGUCAUCUCAAGUGCAGCCAAGCAUGACAAGUUUAGUACUUGACGCCAUGUCUGAUGCGUAGCAUGCAAGAGAAACUGCGUUUUUACAUGGCAAAAAAGUAAACGCCUUACUUGCUGGCUGUGCAAAGAUACAGAUUUGAAAUAAAUGCAAGACAUGCAACACAAGCUCCAAUUUAUUUCUACACCCAGAUCGAUAUUUGCAAUGCAUCCGCGUUUCCGCCGGCGCCCCUGCCGACCGCCCAGCCGGCCGUGCUCUGGGUGUACGGCGCGAACGGCCUGCUGCUCCCGGUGCCCAUCCUGCAGCCCACGCUGGCCGCUCCGCCCCCGCCCCCGCUCGCGUCGCCUAUGGUGCCCGUCGUCGCGCAGCCGGUGAAUUUGACGACGCCCCUGCAGCAGCCCGUUCCCGGCCCCCCGCCGCUGAAUAAUAGUUCGAGUACAACCUCCAACGGCGCUGCUGGUGCGCUGCAGCAAAACAGUCGAACCAGCAGCAACACCUCCGGAGCCAACAAUCCCCUCGCCGGCGGUGCAAGCGGAAAUGGUAGCUCUGGUUCUGCUGCUCUGGCGAACACUAGUUCAUCAUCCCAGCACCUGCAGGUGGUGGAAAGUAGUAAGAGCAAAGCGUCGAAGUCGCGGUCCCGACGGAGCACCAGCGACAUUCCGAGCGGCGAGGCAAUCCAGAAAACCAUGAUUUGCCGCACCAAGGACGAUGAGGGGGAGAAGCAGAAGCAAAACACAAAGCCCGAACUCGUUCCGCUGCUGGACUUGCUGAAAAAGUACACGUAUGGACUGCAAGAUGAAAAGUAGAUCAUGGAGUGUCUGGGGGCUUCGUUCCUUCAUUUUUUUGAUACAGUGCAAGUGCAAGGCGUUCUCCGAUGAGUGACAUCGACAGAGGGUGAAAUAAGAUAGGAACGCGUUAUGAAUAUUUUCACCAUGAUGUUUCUCUGCAUGCAGAUGCAAGUACACUUUAGUUUUUCGCGUUCCACCUCCACUAACUUCUGCAGCAAUUGUCAUUCUAUUUCGCUGUCAAGGUAGAAAAAUGCUGUUUGGCUUUAUCUCGACACUUCCUUGUCUACUUCUUUUGCAAGUGCAUACUCUCGGCAGCAAAUUUCUGAGCCAGUGCCCCCGGGGCCAGAAGAUCGCGUUACAGGACAACGCGGCUAACGAGGUGGCGCGCAGGUGGCUGCGGAACGAACACCUACCCAGCAACUCCUCCGACCGGUCUGUGGUAUCACACAGAAAAAAACUGGCAGGUCAUAUUUGUAAUGCAAAAAUAAAUAGACAGAAAAAUUUGUAUUGCAUACCCUAAAUAGCAUGCUAUGAGGCCGCCCAUGACAGAUUUCUAUGUGUAUUCAUUUUUGCAUUACAAAUAUGCCCUGCCAGCUUUUUUCUGUGGGAUAUGUGGAAACGUUCGCGCAGACGCUGGGGGACUGGCUCGCGGACGAGGCGCUGGCCGAAGCGGUGUCGAUUCGCCAGAACCCGGGAUCGCUGGACGCGAGCAUGUUGUUGGCGAAAAACCGAAAAGAAAAAUCGAAGCAAACGACCGAAUAUCAAAUGCAAAAAUGUCUGGGUCUGGAAGAAUACAAGUUUGUCAUGCUUGGCCGGUAAUACAGAAAAGCCUGUGAUGCUUGUUGCGCUACAACUACGUCGCUUGUUUGUCAUGCAAAGAGGUCAUUUGUCAUGCGCUUAGCGCUAGACAUAGCCGCUCAGAAACUUGUCAUGCACAGCUUCGCAACACAGUUUGCGUAUCAUUCCAACAUUAGCAUGACAACUUUCCAGACCCAGACAUAUUUGCAAUGCAUACCGAAACCGAGGAGGGCGAGGUUCUGGAGGAGGUCGAGGACGAGGAGCUCGAAAAGAAGCCGUCAAAAAAUAUUUGGGAAUUACUCGAAAAAUGGGACUGAGUAACCGGUACAAGAAAAAAUACGGAGGCACGACGAGUUCUGGAGGACCACGACUGCUACCGGUCGUGGGAUCUUCGUGCUAUCAGGUUUUGAAAUAAACAAGCGUCUGAUCGCUCUACGUUUCAGGUAGAAAUAAAUUUAAAUACCAGUUCUAGCAGCCGUGGUAGUAGUUGUAUCCAGAACAUAUGCUUGUUUUGAUUGCGUACUUACGCACAAGGCUGCGUCAGCAAAAGCAAAACUGAAGCCUUUGCUGCGUGAUCGCUUGGAAUGAUAAAGAGGAAGGAAGCCAAAAACAAUAUGAGCGACUGUAUUCUACUUUUGAUUCACGACCAAAAAAACUUAGACGUGGUAGCUAUUUCCUAGCAUAGCUCCGCGUGAAAACAGGAACUGCAUCUGUAAAAAAAUUAAAAUCGCGAGGUGGAGGCAUAGGUUGAACAUGCUACUCACCAAGAAAUAACUUCCGUACACGUGCUGCCGCUACUUUAGCGAGCGAACUAGCGACAAGCACAGCUCCUCCCUGCGAAGAUAUAUACAGAUCCGCCCUUUUUUUUACUAUUUUUUACCCGACCCAGCUCCUGCCGUUCGGCAACUAUGCUUGAUUUUUGCACCUCCACCUCCGCAACUGUAAUACUAAUCAGACUACUUCGCACGAGCGACUCGGAAAAACUACACAAGGACGACAAUUUUUUGGAAGCCCCUGUCAAGGGACUCGAUCAUUCAAAUAUAAAUACUUGCAGUUUAAUAUUUACCGCGACAUACUAGAUGAUGUGUCGCAUUGAUUUGUUUUGUAUGUUGGGUAGUUGUAGUUUGAGGAUCUGCUUUUUCAUUCUCUGUCUCGCCGUGAGCACGGGACUGUUCCGGAUAGUCAAAGAAUGCUGAGUGGGCCAGAUUUAUUGGGGGAUCAUUAAAUUCAAAACCAACCUCAACCGCAG